Vitrella brassicaformis is the source of this 1350-nucleotide messenger RNA. The record is from the annotation of a GenBank genome assembly. Lineage: Eukaryota; Vitrellaceae.
CUCUGCAUUCCAUACUGCCCCGCGAUUCCACCGUAGGGGCCCUUUCAGUGCAGUGCCCGCACGUUUGCUCCGCUAUAAUUGCCUUGUACAGAAUGAGGGGCGUUUCGAAUCGCCUCUGUGAAUCGUGGAAUGAGAACGACUGGUGGGACGGCGGCACUGCAAAAUUCAACAAGAGCAGUGCCGAGAUGAGCAACGGUGAGUUUUCUGGAGAGGAACCAACAAGGCAACAGAGUGUGCAUGCUCUUCUAUAUCUGCAGUGCGUGAGGUGUCUGCCGAGGGCCCGCCGCACACACGUGCGAAAGCUGCCGCCGCCGAAAGCGGUGGCAAGGGGGCCAGGGAGAGGAAACACAGCGAGGUGACGGCCACCGCCAGCAAAAUCGGUUGGAUCAUAUAGAGGCGAGAGACCCCUAGCUAGCGGGAGGACUGCGGACUGGUUGGCCUUAUCUUGUCUGCAGCUAAUGUCAACGUCACAUCAAAGCACCCAUCGCAUGCCAGCCGUCCCAACAACGAGUAAGCUCACAGCAAUGAAUCCACAGAAGCAUUCAUUCAUCAAUUCUCGUAUUGUCUGGUCCUCAGUCUGUCUCCGAAGCGCCAUGCUGUGGCCACCAAGGCCUCCCCCCGCCCCUCUCUCCCCAAACCCCGCCCCUCGGCCCCCUCCUCCCACCACGACGACGGCCAGAGAAUGGCUACUGUGCUGCAGCCUGUCUAUGGUGGUCGGAGUGGGGCGAUCCCGGAGAGGGGCAUCAUGCGCAAGGACAACGUGGUGAAGAACAUUCGUGAGAAGAACGAUCGUUCAAGAGGUGAUAGGAGAGCUCGCGACAUAGAUUUGUCAUUGGCACCAAUGCAUGUCGGUCUCAUAUGUGUCUGCAGGCCAGAGUGCGUUGGCCGCACCGGUCCCUGCUGGGGAGGAUAGUGGGAGCAAGAAGACGACGGAGACGCACAAUGCCGAGACGAACAUCGGUGAGUGGAGAGCUCGCGACAUAGAUUUGUCAUUGGCAUGAAUGCAUGUCGUUCUCAUAUGUGUCUGCAGGCCAGAGUGCGUUGGCCGCACCGGUCCCUGCUGGGGAGGAUAGUGGGAGCAAGAAGACGACGGAGACGCACAAUGCCGAGACGAACAUCGGUGAGUUAGUUAGUUCUGGAGAGGAACCAACAAGGCAACGGAGUGUGCAUGCUCCUCUAUUUGUGCAGUGCGUGAGGUGUCUUCGCACACACGUGUGAAAGCUGCUGCCCUCGGUCCGUGUUCAGGGCCCGAGUUACUCGAGGGCUCCAUGUAUCAUUGUUCUUGACUAUCGCUGCCUACAUUUUAUAUUUGGCAGCAGCUUGACGUUUUUGAUCGCAAUGAGCAGCCCC